GGUAGAAUACCUUUAAAAAUGGUACAAGAGAAGAGAAAAAGAGACGAGCACGUUGAUCUCGAGGUGUCAGAGUAUAACGAUGCUCAAUCGCUAGCUGUGGGCACCUUUUUCAACGGGUUUACUGUCCCUGCUGAUGCCAAAUUCGAUCUCUACAAGAACAAGAAGAACCAAGGUGUGAUAUUCCACGGUGAGAAUGAGCGGUUGGAAUACGAUGGCGAGCCAUCGAACGAUGCCAGCGACUCCAGCGAAUAUGCCAUCGCGGUGUACGAUCCUGUGAAGAAGUCUGUUGAAUUGUACAAGGCUCCUGUUCUCCUGGGCACUAUCACUUCAAAGGCGCAUAAGAGCAUCAGAGGGCCUAAGGUUAGACAGAACAAUGUGCGUUUCAACGUGCAAAGAAACGCGCUUGGUGAAGCUUUUGGUACCAAGAAGGCUAAGAAGGCCAUCUCUGACCUGGAGAGAAACCGUAUUGACGCGGAGAAGCUUGCAGAUUCUCAAGCUGAUAUCAUCGACUCUGUCAAGACGAGUACCGUCUCAUUGCCAACCAGAAAGGAGCUCGAUCAAACUGUGUUGGACGAUAGACCAACGCCACUUGCUAAUGUCGACGCAAGAUCUGUGGAGGAUAUCUACCCGGUGGAGAAUAUCAUCACCAAGAGAGAGUUACAAUUCAUCCGUGCGGGUCCUAUACUCAAGGAGAAGGAACUCAAAGAGAGAUUGGAACUCUUACCAUAUCAAGAAUCACCAUUCCUCAAGGCACAGCUCUCCACCAUCAGCGAUGAAUCACAAAUGCAAAAAUUGCAGCUCAUCUACUACGCUUCUCUACUCAUGGGUGUGUACCAGAACAGACGUAUUUCAAACAAGAAUGCUCUUUCAUCACAGUUGAACAACCCACCAGAGGUGCUCAUGGAUGGGAUCUUGGAGAAGUUUGCGAUCUCAAGACCUGGUCAAUUCGGACGUUCCAAGGAUAGAGGCUUCACCAUUGAUCCACACCACGAGGAUAAGCUGUUGUGUUAUCUCUUGGCCACCAUCUUCCACAUCAACGGAUUCCUUAUCGAAGUUACGCCAUUGGCACAAGAACUCUCGCUCAAACCUUCAAGGCUGGUUGGGCUGUUCAAGGCUCUAGGUGCCGUUGUUAAAAAUGCCACUGUCGCUGAAGCUGAAGCGUUUGGUAUCCCUAAGGCUGCAGCCUCUUCGUACAAGAUUGCUUCCCUCAAGGUUCCUUUCAAGAUGCCACAGAUGACAAGAAGAGGGAGAAAGACAUGAUAGUUGUAUACAUAGAGAUUAUUUGCGUUGUUAAUUGGUAAUAUCAUCCCAUGAACUGUCG
Molecule: messenger RNA, 1321 nt
Organism: Williopsis jadinii
Lineage: Eukaryota; Fungi; Ascomycota; Saccharomycetes; Phaffomycetales; Wickerhamomycetaceae
Gene: RPA49
Product: DNA-directed RNA polymerase I subunit RPA49
Exons: 1
Coding region: 19-1260 (413 amino acids)
Biological process (GO): transcription elongation by RNA polymerase I; nucleolar large rRNA transcription by RNA polymerase I; RNA polymerase I preinitiation complex assembly
Cellular component (GO): RNA polymerase I complex
Molecular function (GO): DNA binding
Source: RefSeq, a predicted model, not a curated record